Messenger RNA from Aspergillus affinis, 1503 nucleotides. Its product is annotated as Zn(II)2Cys6 transcription factor. Gene Ontology annotation, cellular component: nucleus. The record is from RefSeq and is a predicted model, not a curated record. The transcript has a single exon. Gene Ontology annotation, biological process: positive regulation of transcription by RNA polymerase II. Gene Ontology annotation, molecular function: transcription cis-regulatory region binding; DNA-binding transcription factor activity, RNA polymerase II-specific; zinc ion binding. Lineage: Eukaryota; Fungi; Ascomycota; Eurotiomycetes; Eurotiales; Aspergillaceae. Bases 1 to 1503 code for a protein of 500 amino acids.
AUGCUUGCCACCCCGGACUAUCCCGUUUCAGGGAAAGCUCCUGGGGACAACUCUACUUUGCCUGCUGCCGCCUGUUCGCCAUCAAAAGAAUUCCUACGACCCAGAAUGCGGACGAGGACACGGACGGGAUGCUGGACCUGUCGCGACGCCGGUUACAAGUGCGAUGAACAAAAACCAUUCUGUGGCCGCUGCCUGCGACUCAAGAUUCCAUGCCAGGGCUACGGCAUUCGCUGUCGAUGGCGAGCGGUGCGCCCGCAAGUAUCGACUUCCCAGCACCGGCCGGUCGCAGUAGAUUCCUCGCCAUCUCCGUCCCUGGGCUCGGGGCCAUCCCUCCUACCCAUAGAUACUCUGUCGAAACGAGACAGUCGGCUUCUGCAUUAUUGGACGGCCAACCUGUCAGGCCUCUUGUCCGCGUCGGGCGGACCGAGCGAGAGCAAUCCGUUUGUCGUUCACCUGGGCGCCAUGCUGCUCGCGCCCGGCGCCUUGCAGUCGGUCGUUUUGUCCAUGGCGGCGACCCAUCUAGCGCGUCUAACCGACGACACCUCGCUGCAGGUGGUGGCAGACCGGCACCAGCAGGCGGCCCUGAAUCGGCUGCGAACUCUUGUCGGCGACCCUGUCCAGAGUCGGUCGCAGGCGACCUUGGCGGCGGUGCUGAUGAUGCUGGUUUCUACGCGGCUGUUCGCCGAUGAGGAAGAUACGACGCCCUGCCUUGUAAACCAUCUGCAAGGGGCGAGUGCUAUGAUCGGCCAGCGUUUGAACGGCCAUGCACCUGCUCCGUUGACCCCCACAGAGCGAUUUCUGCUCAGCCUAUUUUCCUACCAUGACAUCCUGUCGUCCGUCUCUCGUGGCGCGCGGCCCUUAUGGGAAUCCACCUCCGAGUUCUCGGCCGUCGAAGAUAUCGCUUGUACGCAUCGCAUCACUGCAGUCCUUCACCUUGUCGCUCGUAUCAGUCAGCUUCAGCAACUCAAGACGGCGGAUGCGAAUCAGCCGGGCUGUUCGUUUCACGUCACGGCUGCUGCUAUCGAGAUCUCCUUGCAAGGGCUAGGUCCCCUGUCAUCCGGGGAUACCCGCGACAACAGCUGGGAGAGAGCGAUCGAGUCUACGGUGCAAGCGUAUCGACACGCCGCCUUUAUUUACUUGUACCGCGUGUGGUUCGAUGUAGGAGCCCCGAGUCCGACCACCCUGGAGCAUGUCGAGCAAUGCUUGUCUGCAUUGGAGGAAGUGCCUGCCACGUCGCCUUUGGUGUCGGCCCACGGGUGGCCGCUGUUUACUGCGGGCUGCGAGUCAAUUCUACCGUCCCAGAGGGACUUGGUUCGAGCCCGUUUCGACCAGAUGUAUGCCACACGCCACUUCCCUUCCCUGCGGCGCAUCAAGGGGGACAUGGAGGAGGUUUGGGCUCGCAAGGACGCCGAACAACGCAUCGCAGGGCUGGACGGCAUGGCGAAGGUGGACUGCAUCCAGGUGAUUCUACGUCGGCGAGGAAGGGAGGUCAACUUUACAUGA